This is a messenger RNA of Aspergillus glaucus CBS 516.65, 1459 nucleotides long. RefSeq lists its product as uncharacterized. Bases 53 to 1459 code for a protein of 468 amino acids. Gene Ontology annotation, biological process: aromatic amino acid catabolic process; L-tyrosine biosynthetic process. Gene Ontology annotation, molecular function: pyridoxal phosphate binding; L-2-aminoadipate:2-oxoglutarate transaminase activity; aromatic-amino-acid:2-oxoglutarate transaminase activity. The record is from RefSeq and is a predicted model, not a curated record. The transcript has 3 exons. NCBI's taxonomy places the organism in Eukaryota, Fungi, Ascomycota, Eurotiomycetes, Eurotiales, Aspergillaceae.
CUUGAAUCCUGAUGAGCAAAAGAGAAGAUGAUCUGGGGCUGACGAUAUAGGAAUGCGAUCUCUGGGUCCCGGAGCACCCUCCACCGAGUACUUCCCGUUCUACGCUAUGAACUUGGAAGUGGGCUCAACGAAUGCCUUCGCGACCGUGGGUAAGGAAGCCCCUGCUUCGACGACAACAAUAUACGCAGGGAAACACGACAGUUCCUCGGGACUCAGUACCUAUGACCUUGCCAUCGCGCUGCAAUACGGCCAGGGCACUGGUUCGGCACAAUUAGUAAAAUUUAUGAGUGAUCAUGUCAAUAUAUGUGGUCCACAACACCCUCCCUACAGGAACUGGAAAUGUAUUCUUAGCGUGGGUACCACCUCGGCCUUUGAAAUAGUUCCCAAAAUGCUUGCAAAACCCGGUGACUACCUAUUGGUCGAGCAGCACACAUACACAACCGUCUUUGAGACAAGUCUUCCUCUCGGCAUCAAAUUCGCCCAAGUACGCAUAGACAAAGACGGCCUCACGCCCAACGAUUUGGACGACAUUCUCACAAACUGGGACGAAACCGUCCGUGGAAGCAAAAAGCCCUCUCUUCUUUACACCGUCCCGACAGGCCAGAACCCCUGCGAGAUAACCCAGCCACUCCCUCGAAGGCAGGAGAUCUACCGCGUCGCUCAAAAGCACAACCUGUUCAUUGUGGAAGAUGACCCUUAUUAUUUUAUCCAGCCGUGGUUGUACAAGACGGUUAAUCAGGCCACUGAGCAUCCCACAUCAGUGGACGAUUACGUCAAGGCACUAGUCCCUAGCUACCUCAGCAUCGACGUCGACGGUCGCGUACUGCGUAUGGACCCGUUCUCGAAGAUCAUCGCACCGGGCGCCCGCAUGGGCAGGGUGACGGCGAGUGAGCAGGUCAUUGAGCGGAUGGUGCGCGCGCAUGAGGUAUCGGUGCAGAAUCCCAGUGGGUUCUCGCAGAUUGCGGUAUUCAAGCUACUGCAUGAUAGCUGGGGCCAUUUGGGGUUUGUGCAGUGGUUGGCACAUCUACGAGGGGAGUAUAUCAAGAGGCGGGAUGUGCUUUUUGAGGCUUGUGAGCUCUUCUUGCCGAGGGAGAUUUGCGGAUGGGUUCCGUCUACGGCAGGAUUUUUUCAUAAUAAGGCUGGGCUAAUAUCUUCGCUGCAGAUCGAAAAGGAGAUACAUAGUGCAGCAAUUGAUGCUGGCACGCUUGUUGUUCCUGGGAGCUGGUUCCUUCCUGAUGAGGGACGGAGUGGGAUGGAUGAGGUGUUCUUUCGGAUAACCUAUGCUGCUGCUUCUACGGAUGAUAUAAGGGAGGCAAUUAAGAGGUUUGGGGCUGCUCUACGGAGGGUGUUUUAUUUGCAGAGCCAGGGUAAGCUCGGGCAGACUGAUUCGGGUCAUCAGUUACAGAAGCUCUCAGGAAAAAUAAGUCCCCGUAGCGCCAUAAGGUCUGUUAGCAAUUAG